This is a messenger RNA of Leptomonas pyrrhocoris, 3549 nucleotides long. RefSeq lists its product as hypothetical. The coding region runs from base 1003 to 3549 and encodes 848 amino acids. The transcript has a single exon. The record is from RefSeq and is a predicted model, not a curated record. NCBI's taxonomy places the organism in Eukaryota, Euglenozoa, Kinetoplastea, Trypanosomatida, Trypanosomatidae.
AGCCUUCCACCAGCCUUUAGGAACACGACUCGUUUAUCUCCGAUUUUUUUUAAAAGUUCUUUCUUUCGUAGGCUUUCUUCAGGCCUUCCCGGUGAGAAGAGAAAUAGACAGACCGACCGACAGUGAGACCGAGCGGUGCGUGUGUUGUGUGCUUCCGCGGACUUCACCAUCCCUCUCGCAUCGCUUCCAAUUAUAUACAUAUACAUACAUACAUAUAUACACAGCUAUAUACGCAGCUGUGUGUUACACACUGCAAGACACGCUCCUCAACCGUUUCAUCGCCGCUACGCGCCCUCGUAGAGUAUUACCCCUUUCUUCUUUUCUUUGGCAACGGGUGAUUCACAGAGAAGACGAAGAAGAAUUACGAAGGCAAAGCAAAGCAAAGGGGCGGCUGUGCCCGCAUCCGUCUAUCCUUUCCUUUUUACCAGUUUAGGCAAGGAGUCGAAGAGGAGAGCGCGCGCGGGAGAGAACGCCCUCGUCGACCUUUGGCGGUUUUGUUUUACAGCUUAAAAAAGGAAAGUAAAUAAAAAUACCGAUAACGAAAGAGGCAAGGACCUCUGCCUACUUCACUCGCAGGUCUGCCACACACACACUCACACACACAGACACACUCAAAGCGGAAGAGAAGAUUGCAUUAUCUAUCUAUUUAUCGUUAUACACACACGUCUCUCUCUUCCGUUGUCCGACUUUCACUGCCUGCUUCCGCUUAUUUUUUUCCCUAAAGAAAAAGUAAAUCAUCAUUGCUGCCUCAUUGCCUGUACAAACUACGAGUCCUCUCCGUCACGGCCCAUCCUCCGUCGUACCACUGGCGGCGACGUCGCACGUAUUCUCAGAAAGGAAAUAACACGAAAGAAAAAGCGCAGUAGCACGAAAAGACGUGGGUGUCUCGAAAGAAACAAUUAGGCAGGCCUCCACCACCACCACCCACCCCCCACAGCUCUUCUUCUUUCCUCGAUCGUUUUGCAUAUUUAAAACAGUUACGGCAAUCAACGUUAAGGCGAGAUGGGGUGCAACAACAGCAAAACGAAAAGUGCGAAGAAGAAGAAGGGAGAGAACCGGCAGCGCGAUGGCACCGAGCCUGGGGAGAUGAUGGUGAGCGAAAUCAGCCGUCCUGCCGCCCCUGAGAACGCACCGCCGCCGCCGCAGCAGAGCGACGCGCCCAGCUCGCAAGUCGCAGGGGAGACCGCCGCAACGGGCGGCGAGGCGCAGCCGGCGGACGACCACCAGUCAGCGAAACCGCCGUCCGAGGCCGCCGACCCCGCUGCUGAAGCUGCGGAGGCGGCGAAGAGGGAGGAAGAAGCGGCGGUGGGACAAGGAGCGGCAGCGGGGGAGGAACACCCGUCGAUCGCCAACAGGUCGGACAAAGCGGCCGACGCAAGCACGACGGAGGCGACGGUGACGCGUGGGCCACAGCAGGACGGCACAUCGGAGACCAGCGAGUUGGACUUCCAGAUCGUGUCGGAGGAGGCGCCGACGUUCCGCACCGAAAACCCGCAGACGCCACCAGACGGGGGAGAAAAUGAAGAACCCGAGCGGCAGCCACCGCAGCAACGAGGGGUGGGAAGUGCAGCCGCGACGAACUCCGCGGUGGCGUCAACGCCCAAGGGCCAGUCCGCGCCGGAAGAGGCCCUGUCCACCUCUCGCCGACCGCCACCACCAGCAGCGGCGACCGACGCAGAGGCGGUGACCCCUGUAGCGCAAGACCGCGCCCCCGAGCCGACGCCGCAGCCGCGGACGGAGCGCUCCUCCGCGGCGCCGUCACACCGCAGCAGCGCGGCCGGCACGCCGUUCUUGCGCCCCGCCGCCGGCAAUCCGCAGCGACGGCCGUCGCACACCUCCUCGACGGCGGAGGAGGAGCCGAACCCGCGGCCGGUCGGCGGCCCACGCAAGGCAAGCUCUGGCAGCUCGCCGGCGAAGAUGAAGAAGAGGCGAGCCUUCCACGAACACCCACCGUGGGUGGACAUCGUGCCACCGCCUGGAGAGCAAGUGGGGGAGAGGGAGCCGGAGGAGGAGGAGGAGCGCUACAACGGGUACGCGCGGGCUCCGCCUGCCCGGAGGGCACCGGCAAAGCGGCGGUACAUCGAGCAGAUCGACACCGAUGGACGCACACCAUCGGAGCAGCAGCGGUGGGCUGGCCGAGCGCCGGUGGGUCCGCCGUCGGAGACCUCCGAAAACGAGCUGAUCAUCUCUGCGGAUGCAAUGCCGAACAGCACGCCGAAGGAGCGCGUGGCGGCGCGUCGCCGUCGCAACAGUGGUGGGCCCGCCGCCGGGGAGGUCAUUGCAAAGCCGCCACCGUCACCACAGCCCCACACAGCCGCGCAUGCGGAGGCGCCGUCGGCUCUGCGGACGCCCCGCUCGCAGCCCGCGCAGCAGCAGACGACGGCGCCUCCGCAUACGCGUACGCCGCUGCCGGUGCCACCGCAGCAUGUGCAGCAUCGACGCGCUCCUGCUGCCGCGCCGCCCAUCCCGGUUCGCACCUCCUACACCGACCCGAGCGCGAGUGCCGAGGCGACCGAGCCGCGUCGUGCGCUGGCGACGCAGAUGCCCCCGCCCACUGCCUACUACAUAGACGAGGCCACCGGUGGUCCGCGCCGGCUCAGUAUGGACCCGGUGGCGAUGGCAGCGAUCGAGACGUCCACCGCGGCUCUCAUCCGGGCCCACGCGCCGGCCGCACUCGGCAGCAGCGGGGAUCGCAACAUGGACCCCUCCGUGAUGUCGCAGCGCUCUCUACCGCCGUCGACGAUGGACGCUGCGAUGUACCGCGACCCCGGCAAGGUGCCGCCCUCUCACUUGAUAGACCCGAUGUACGCCCCGGCCGCGGUGGGACCGUUCGCCUCGGAGAAUCAUCGACAGUACGGGGACGUGGCCCCGCCAGCGGAUGGCGCGGCUGGUCGGUCCAGGGUGGCGUCGAAUGCCCCGAAUAGCGCGUCGCAGAGCUUCAACGGCGGCUCCCGGCGCAAUGAAGCAGGUGCCGCUGGAGCCGCUGCACACGUGCCCACCCGGCCGCCACCCGGCAGCAGCGACUACGGCGCUCACCGCUACGGCGACGAGGUUGACGCCGUCAGCGAGGACGCACCGUCGUCGGAGCAUCGCACGCCGUACGAGGUGCCGACGAACGCGGCGCAGCAGCAGCAGCAACCGUCAGGCGUGCGCGACGGUAGCGGCUACGGUGGGGCGGCCUCUGCCUCUGCCUCGCACCCGUCGAAGCCAAGCUCUGCGAUGCCGUCGAAGGCGUCGUGGUCGCCCGCGGAUGGGCCGUCCCUCGAAGUCGAAGCGCCGGGGGCGGAGUACAGUGAAGAGGAGGUGCCGGAUUACGGUGCGGGUGGGGGUGACGAUGAUGCGGCGGCGGCCGACGCCGGGAGCGCGCACGCGGACGACGCGGCGACCGUCACCACGACCGCCAUGACGGCGGUGCCGGCAAACGAGGGCCACGUCGUGGAGCGGCAGGACCCGAAGUGGGAGCUGCUGCAGCCUCCACAGGAGGAGAACAAGAAGCUCUAUCAGCAGGCGAAGUUUGUGGCGCAGAUGCGCAACGUGACGCCGAUUUAG